This is a messenger RNA of Pelobates cultripes (western spadefoot toad), 30820 nucleotides long. The record is from the annotation of a GenBank genome assembly. Lineage: Eukaryota; Metazoa; Chordata; Amphibia; Anura; Pelobatidae.
CAGUAGGAUCCCCGGACACUGGCCACUUCCUGGUUUGGUGGCUCCGGUGUCCCAGCUAUGACAGAGGGCUCCGCGGAGCCUCCUCCCUGCCCGGGGGCCCGGCGCCGCCGCUUCCUCCUCUCCCUGCCCAAUGUGUUCCCGGGCAGGACCCGCGCUGUGCCCGAGCCCUCUGUGCCAUCUCCGCCGCCCUCUCCUCCUCCCCCCACCGUACCGGCCUCGGUGUUCCCGCCGCCAUCGCCCCCCGCGGGCCCUGACUCGCUGCUGGAGUGCCCCCUGUGCCUCAUCCGCCAGCCCCCCGAGGAGCUGCCCGAGUUACUCAGCUGCCGUCACCGGUCAUGUCUGCGCUGCCUGCGCCAAUACCUGCGGAUCGAGAUCACCGAGAGCCGGGUGAACCUGCGCUGCCCGGAGUGUGCCGAGCGGCUCAGCCCCCAGCAUGUCCGGGCCAUCCUGCGGGACCCCCCGCUCACCCGCAAGUACGAGGAGUUCCUGCUGCGGCGCUGCCUGGCCGCCGACCCCGACUGCAGAUGGUGCCCGGCCCCGGACUGCGGGUGAGAUAUGUGCUCCUUCCCACCAUGGUAACUGUGUGCCAGGCUGAGAGAGACAUCCAUGGUAACUGUGUGCCAGGCUGUGAGAGACAUCCAUGGUAACUGUGUGCCAGGCUGUGAGAGACAUCCAUGGUAACUGUGUGCCAGGCUGUGAGAGACAUCCAUGGUAACUGUGUGCCAGGCUGAGAGAGACAUCCAUGGUAACUGUGUGCCAGGCUGAGAGAGACAUCCAUGGUAACUGUGUGCCAGGCUGAGAGAGACAUCCAUGGUAACUGUGUGCCAGGCUGUGAGAGACAUCCAUGGUAACUGUGUGCCAGGCUGUGAGAGACAUCCAUGGUAACUGUGUGCCAGGCUGUGAGAGACAUCCAUGGUAACUGUGUGCCAGGCUGUGAGAGACAUCCAUGGUAACUGUGUGCCAGGCUGUGAGAGACAUCCAUGGUAACUGUGUGCCAGGCUGAGAGAGACAUCCAUGGUAACUGUGUGCCAGGCUGAGAGAGACAUCCAUGGUAACUGUGUGCCAGGCUGAGAGAGACAUCCAUGGUAACUGUGUGCCAGGCUGAGAGAGACAUCCAUGGUAACUGUGUGCCAGGCUGAGAGAGACAUCCAUGGUAACUGUGUGCCAGGCUGAGAGAGACAUCCAUGGUAACUGUGUGCCAGGCUGAGAGAGACAUCCAUGGUAACUGUGUGCCAGGCUGAGAGAGACAUCCAUGGUAACUGUGUGCCAGGCUGAGAGAGACAUCCAUGGUAACUGUGUGCCAGGCUGAGAGAGACAUCCAUGGUAACUGUGUGCCAGGCUGAGAGAGACAUCCAUGGUAACUGUGUGCCAGGCUGAGAGAGACAUCCAUGGUAACUGUGUGCCAGGCUGAGAGAGACAUCCAUGGUAACUGUGUGCCAGGCUGAGAGAGACAUCCAUGGUAACUGUGUGCCAGGCUGAGAGAGACAUCCAUGGUAACUGUGUGCCAGGCUGUGAGAGACCUCCAUGGUAACUGUGUGCCAGGCUGUGAGAGACCUCCAUGGUAACUGUGUGCCAGGCUGUGAGAGACCUCCAUGGUAACUGUGUGCCGGGCUGUGAGAGAGACAUCCAUGGUAACUGUGUGCCAGGCUGAGAGAUACAUCCAUGGUAACUGUGUGCCGGGCUGUGAGAGAGACAUCCAUGGUAACUGUGUGCCAGGCUGUGAGAGACAUCCAUGGUAACUGUGUGCCGGGCUGUGAGAGAGACAUCCAUGGUAACUGUGUGCCAGGCUGUGAGAGACAUCCAUGGUAACUGUGUGCCAGGCUGUGAGAGACAUCCAUGGUAACUGUGUGCCAGGCUGAGAGAGACAUCCAUGGUAACUGUGUGCCAGGCUGUGAGAGACAUCCAUGGUAACUGUGUGCCAGGCUGUGAGAGACAUCCAUGGUAACUGUGUGCCAGGCUGAGAGAGACAUCCAUGGUAACUGUGUGCCAGGCUGAGAGAGACAUCCAUGGUAACUGUGUGCCAGGCUGAGAGAGACAUCCAUGGUAACUGUGUGCCAGGCUGAGAGAGACAUCCAUGGUAACUGUGUGCCAGGCUGAGAGAGACAUCCAUGGUAACUGUGUGCCAGGCUGAGAGAGACAUCCAUGGUAACUGUGUGCCAGGCUGAGAGAGACAUCCAUGGUAACUGUGUGCCAGGCUGAGAGAGACAUCCAUGGUAACUGUGUGCCAGGCUGAGAGAGACAUCCAUGGUAACUGUGUGCCAGGCUGAGAGAGACAUCCAUGGUAACUGUGUGCCAGGCUGAGAGAGACAUCCAUGGUAACUGUGUGCCAGGCUGAGAGAGACAUCCAUGGUAACUGUGUGCCAGGCUGAGAGAGACAUCCAUGGUAAUGCCAGGCUGAGAGAGACAUAACUGUGUGCCAGGCUGAGAGAGACAUGCCAUGGUAACUGUGUGCCAGGCAUCCAUGGUAAGACAUCCAUGGUAACUGUGUGCUGUACAUCCAUGGUAACUGCCAGGCUGUGAGAGACAUCCAGCCAGGCUGAGAGAGACAUCCAUGGUAACUGUGUGCCAGGCUGAGAGAGACAUCCAUGGUAACUGUGUGCCAGGCUGAGAGAGAAUCCAUGGUGUGUGCCAGGCUGAGAGAGACAUCCAUGGUAACUGUGUGCCAGGCUGAGAGAGACAUCCAUGGUAACUGUGUGCCAGGCUGAGAGAGACAUCCAUGGUAACUGUGUGCCAGGCUGAGAGAGACAUCCAUGGUAACUGUGUGCCAGGCUGAGAGAGACAUCCAUGGUAACUGUGUGCCAGGCUGUGAGAGACAUCCAUGGUAACUGUGUGUGCCGGGACUGUGAGAGACAUCCAUGGACGCUGUGUGUGCCGGGACUGUGAGAGACAUCCAUGGACGCUGUGUGAGUCAUCCAACAUGGUGGCCUCUACGUGUCGUCCACCAUGGAGCCCAGGACUGAAGUCUACUGUGUGUAGUAUGGACAAAUAACACUUAAGCGCUGCCCUAUUGUGUACUAUACAUUAGAUAAAUGUAUUUCCCACCUCUAAUAUAUAAAGGCAUAGGUUUGUAUUUCUGGUGAAUUUCUGCCUCUUGUAAACUAUAAACAUACCCGGGCAAUGGGAUGUGUCAAUGAAUACAUGGCAAUUCUGCAAACAUACUCUACAUGCCUACCAUUUACACAAGCCACGUUUUGCUGUUAAUUCAGAUUGGCAAAACUGAUGCAAAAAUAGCUGAUCUGGAGAAAGAAAAUCAUCAAAUCAGCUAUAUAGUCACAGCUUGGCUAUUUUUACAUUAUUGUUGCCAUUUGGAAUGGAUUCUUGAAAAUUCUGAGUUUGUUGAAUAACCCUGAAUAUGUUAUCCAUUUCCUUAUUCAUCAAGUACUUGAAAACCUCACCUUGAACGUUCCAAUUAGUUAUCGUGCUUUCUGUUUUCUUUACAAUGUGCAAUCUCCUACGUCAGUGAUGGCUAACUUUCUUGUUACGGCUGCUGUGCACUGCAGUUCAUGCUCAGUUGAAUGGCCAUAUUAACUACCUGUCCAUUAGUUAGCAGUGGUUGACUACAUUCUAAUAUGCUGGUUAGCAAGAAUUACGGCUACCUCGACUUCAGGGAAGUGUAGUUCAUAACAACUGGUGUGUUUCAGGUGUUUUUUUUUUUUUUUUUUUACUUGUCAACUCCUAAUGGCCAAGUAGUUUCUAAUUAUCAAAUGCUUUUGAUUUUAUUGGUGAAUUUUGUUUUUUCUUCUUGUGGAUGGAAACCCUGUCACUUCAGGUCUUUUUGAGCAUGAUGGAUUCAUCCAUAUGCAUUUCUCUGUAAUAAUGUAAAAUGUCAUGACGUAAGAAAAUGUAAUAGAAAUUCAUAGCAAAUACAAUUAAUGGUGACAAUUGGUAGAGAUAAGGAGAAGGUAACUCCCACCUUACCUUUCAAUAACCUCUCAUUUGUUUAACAGUCUAUUUGUGAUGUAACCUAUGUGGUGUUUUUAUUAGGUAGUUUUAGUAGGUUAUUUGCCAUAGACUGUUUGUUAGGUGGACCUGAGCAUGUACUAUAAUCUUGCACACAAGUUGUGUGAUUGUUUCAUACUUGUCAAUUUCUUAUAGUCUGUUGGUAUGAAAUCCUAAUCCAUAUUGUUGUUAGAAUAAAUUAACCACUCACAUGGCACAGAAGGAGAUGUGGUGGGAUUCUGUGAUUUUGUAGUCUGAAGUUAUAAUUUCUACAGGACAGGAUUUGUAUGUGGGUUGCUGAUAGUUAUAACAGCUGGCGCCCUCUCUUCUGUGUACCCAACUCAUUAAAGUCAAGUUUCCCAUUGUGUGUUGUUGGAUCAUUGCUAAAAUAUUCACAAAAAUGAGUCAUACUGACUUAUUGGGAGGAAUUUGCAGUUCUUAUGAAUGUUUUCCAGCAUUUUGGAUGUAAGAGCAUUAUAGGAGAUGUAAUCCACAUCCGCAAUAUCUGUAAUGCUGAAGGUUGCCUAUUCCUGCAAUAGUAUAUCUCUGUUAAAAAUAACAAGCAAAAAAAAACAACCUUUUUACUAGGUUAAAUAUUGCACUCACUCAUCGUAAAUGAGAAGAAGCCUUUGUAUAUAUUUAAUGUAAUAGACUUCCACCUUCCUUCACAGAUCUUUUAGCAGUGUGCCUAGAGGUAUACCUUCAAUUAAGCCAGAGUCCGUACAAUAGUUCAGAAUGCCAAACAAUAAAAGGAUAAACAUAUCUACUGCCCUUUAAAAAACGAAUUCAGAGCAUAUCAUAUAUUGCCAAAACAGCAUGUCCGUUUGAGGGGAAAGUCUUAAGAGAAGCCAUUCACUUUAUUCUUAGUAUAUACAAAAAUAAAAUAAAAAAAUGAUAGUGUGUAAGGCUCGGCCUGUAGUUGUGGGAGGGGCUAGGUUUCCCUUAAGGGACGUCUGACCACUCCCCAUUAUCGUUUUCAGUCUGGUGCAUACCAUGACUUCCGGUCUGUGCAAACCGCCAUUUUACUUACCUUCAACUCAUGUGAACGAUUACCUGGUCCUGCAGCUCCUGUUCAUCUGUUUCGCUGUCUUUCAACUCUCCAGAACCUUGAAAUGAUUCCCAGUCACUUCGUUGAGUGAAUCAUAAAAAACGUGAGUCGAGCCGCCAGUCACAACUCAGUCGUGGGCGCUCAGCAUCAUUUCGGGGCAGCUGUAUGCUUUAAUCUCCUUUUCUGUUUUCUCGCGGCUAUGUGAAAGAUUAGGCUAUAGUACGGUCUUUCGUCUAUUUCCAGCCUGUUUGUAUCCCAUUUAGGUUUAGUGGCCUUUCGGGAGCAUGUGCACGAACGCACUUGUUCGGCUCAAACGGUCGAAAACCAAGUUGUUGGAUUUCGUACAGUUUUCGUUAAUCUCGUAACGUUCGCUUAUAUACGAGGGUUGUUCAUAUAUUUAUAACCAAAUGCCCUAUUUUAGAAGUAGGUUUCACACGAUUUCAUAUGAAUUGUUUUACUUCACUGUUUCAGUUAAAGGACCACUCUAGGCACCCAGACCACUUCAGCUUAAUGAAGUGGUCUGGGUGCCAGGUCCUUCUAGGGUUAACCCAUUUUUUCAUAAUUAUUGCAGUUUCAGAGAAACUGCUAUAAUUAUGAAUGGGUUAAGCCUUCCCCCUAAUCCUCUAGUGGCUGUCUCAUUGACAGCCACUAGAGGCGCUUGCGUGCUUCUCACUGUGAUUUUCACAGUGAGGACGCAGCGUCAUAGAAAGCAUUGUAAAUGCUUUCCUAUACGGCUGAAUGGCACAGCUCUUGCGCUGCGCGCAUUCAGCGGCCGGGGAGGGAGGAGGAGAGCUCUCCGCCCAGCGCUGGAAAAAGGUAAGUUAUUACCCCUUUCCCCCUUCCAGAGCCGGGCGGGAGGGGGUCCCUGAGGGUGGGGGCACCCUCAGGGAACUAUAGUGCCAGGAAAACGAGUAUGUUUUCCUGGCACUAUAGUGGUCCUUUAAAUACUGUUUUAAAUGUCUGCCUCUAGUGGUCAGUUUUGAUAUUGCACAGGAGUUUAAACGUGCAGUAAUUAUCUGACUUCAAUUAAACUCUUGUGCAAUAUCAAAAUUGACCACUAAAGGUUGACAUCAAACAUGCAGUAAUUACCUGACUUCAAUUAAUGUUGACCUUUAGUGGUCAAUUUUGAUAUUGCACGGGCUAUAUUUGAUAUUUUAUUCAGGUCAAACAAGCACUUGCUUGUUAAUUAUUUUUUCACGUCUUAUCAGUAUAUCCUGACGUUACGCAUGUUUCUCUUUGUAGGGGACUCAAUUGUGUUAUACAGGUUAAUUGCCAGUUCUUAUUGUUCAAACCAUAGGAAGGUUAUCUACCUUCUAACUUAAGUUACAUUAAGGCCAUUGUUCUUUCGGGCACGACUCUAAAAUUUUGCUCUCCAGAAACAAUUAGGUGGGUUUAUACGUGUUUAUAUUAUAUUCAUAUCAUAGCGAUCGGAUGCAGUAUUACAGGCAUUAUAUCUGUUUCAGAUCCACAGAGCAUUCUGCAUUGGAGCUCCAUCACUGCUACUAUUCACUAUUCACUGUGCGUUUGGUUAGUUGUUACAGUUAUUCCGGCCCACUGAUGGCCCUCAUUAGUUUGUCUAGUCCUUAAUGUUUAUUUUCUACACGUAAUCCUAUGGAAUGUAUAUAAAUUCUUCGAUUCGGUUAACCCCCUCUUGGGGACCGAUGACUGUCCUGAACCGUCAUAACGGUCUGGGGCCUUUUACCUGAUCGCCGUCGGUCCCCCGGCGGCGAUCAGCGCUCCUCCCAGUCCAGGGGGACUGCCUGUCUGCCUGGGCAGUCUCCCCUCGGCCGAUCAGGACCCUGCGGCCAUGUGAUCACUCGAUCACGUGGACGCAAUAGGUGCCUGUGUAUCUGCCUGCAGGGGGAGUGUAUAAAAAUAAAAAUAAAGCAAUCAGUGUAAAAAAAAGUGUGUGUGUGUGUGUAUGUAUGUAUGUAUAUGUAUGUAUAUGUGUGUGUGUGUAUAUAUAUAUAUAUAUAUAUAUAUAUAUAUAUAUAUAUAUAUAUAUUCAUACUAAGUGUAUAUUAAUAUAAAAGUACACUUUUAAUUUAAAUUACACACGUGUGUGUGUGUAUAUAUAUAACUAUAUGUAGUGUGUAUAUAUAUAUGUAUAUGUGUGUGUGUGUGUGUGUGUGUGUAUAUAUAUAUAUAUAUAUAUAUAUAUAUAUAUAAAAUAUAUUAUAAAUUAUAAAUAUGUUAAAAAUAAAUAACAAAAAGUAAAUAAUUUUAAUUAAAAAAUUAUAUAUGUAAUUUUAUUCUAACAGUAUUUUGAUAUUAAUAUAUAUAUAUUUAUAUCAAAAUACACUUAGAAUGUAAUGAUAUAUAUAUCUAUGUAUAAAUAAAAAUAAUACGAAAUAUACAUAUGUCCAUGUACAUAAUUUCAUAAAUAUACACGUAGACGUCAAAUAAAUAUGUAUAUAUUAAAAUUCUACGUGCGUAUUUAUGUAAUAUUUUUACCUAAUUAAGUAAUUUUAAUGAUUGCAAUUUGAGGGACCUGCCUGCCAAUCCAGGCCAAAAGUCCAGAGAAUUUAAUUUGCUAGCACUGUGUUUAACCCUAUAACUUUCUAUGACACCCUAAAACCUGUACAUGGGGGGAACUGUUUUACUCGUGAAACUUCGCUGAACACAAAUAUUAGUGUUUCAAAACAGUAAAACAUAUCACAGCGAUGAUAUUGUCAGUGAAAGUGAAGUUUUUUGCAUUUUUUACACACAAAAGGCACUUUCACUGAUGAUAUUAUUGCUGUGAUACAUUUUACUGUUCUGAUACACUAAUAUUUGUGUUCAGCGAAGUCUCCUGAGUAUAACAGUACCCCACAUGUAGAGGUUUUAUAGCGUUUGUGAAAGUUACAGGGUCAAAUAUAAGGCUUGAUUUAACUUUUUUUUUUGUUGUUGAAAUUUGUCAGAUUGGCUAGGUUGCCUUUGAGAGCGUAUGGUAGCCCAGGAAUGAGAAUUAUCCCCAUGAUGGCAUAUCAUUUGCAAAAGAAGAUAACCCAAGGUAUUGCAAAUGGGGUAUGUUUAGCCUUUUUUAAUAGCCACUUAGUCAAAACACUGGCCAAAGUUAGCGUUUUUUGAAUUUUUAACACACAAACAAAUAUAAAUGCUAACUUUGGCCAGUGUUUGUGACUAGGUGGCUACUAAAAAAGACUGGACAUUACCCCAUUUGCAAUACCUUGGGUUGUCUUCUUUUGCAAAUGAUAUGCCAUCAUGGGGAUAAUUCUCAUUCCUGGGCUACCAUACGCUCUCAAAGGCAACCUAACCAAUCUGACAAAUUUCAAUAAAAAAAAAAAAAAAAAAGUUAAAUCAAGCCUUAUAUUUGACCCUGUAACUUUCACAAACGCUAUAAAACCUCUACAUGUGGGGUACUGUUAUACUCAGGAGACUUUGCUGAACACAAAUAUUAGUGUAUCAGAACAGUAAAUUUUUCUUGUAUCUGUUUCUAUAUUCAAGGGAGACCGGGUCUUUGACACUUAACUGGGGAUUGGAUGUUAUCACUAGUUCUGUAUAGCAAGUUACCUUAAUUAAUGCCUUGGUGUAUUAUUAUUUAACUAAGUUUAGGAUCCUUAUCUUAAUACACCUGUAAUGGUGGCUUCCUUCAAUGCUUGCGUCAAUUCUACUCAAGUGUAUAGUAUACUCUCUUGACUAUAUUACCAUGUUUAUGUCCCUUAACAGCACUACUGUUUUAUCUUAAGUCUGUUGUUCUACUCUCGAGGAGGUCCCGGGCAGGGCCACGCACAUACUUCUCACAUAAUUCAUUAUAUCUUUAGGUUCAUUAUUAGGACUGCUGCUUUCAAUUGUAUCUGUUUUUUUUCCAUAAGGGUCAUAGGUUAGAGGAAAUUUGUAUCAAGGGCAUUACUGAUAACAUGGUUAUAACAGGUUAUGGAGUACUCAGCAUUUUAGGGCAACAUUACUCAUCAUACCCCUUAUACUACAUUCAUUAGGUAGGUUUUAUAGAUUAUUUGGUUGGAUCCACGAGCUGGCCUUACAUCUCACUCAAGUAUGUUAAAUCAUCGUAUCUUUAGGUGCUAGGUAUCUACGAUUUACUGCACAGCCUCCUACUUAUGGCUGAACGAUACAUCGCUACAUCUCCUGCUAGGCAAAACAGGAUAUCUACUUUUACAUAACAUACCACAAUUCCUUCUAUAUCUCGUUAACCCUGUAGGUCUGUGCCAAUCAACCUUCCGUGUCAUACCGCAUUUCUGACUAUUCGUUCUCAGAUACGUCAAAUUACACAUACUCAUUCAAAACCUUACCCUGCCUUCCUUAGUUUCAUUACUGGCUGGUAGGGCACCAAGAGCCCGAUAGCUUAUACUUUCUCAGGCCUCUACUCCUUACGUUAGUGGUCCCGCGAGGCCAACAUCCAUCCUCAUACUCGGAGGUAUUACACCCAUCGGCCCAACACAUAGUCACUUCGCAUGGUGGCAUAGAGAGGGCUUCAUCUGUCACGCCCCUUCUAUCUUAUGCUUCAAAAGUCACAGAGAGGCCGACACCCCGCCACAAGUUCGGUUGCCACGUAAUCCCCUCAUGCCAACGCAUAGAUAGAGCCUCUCAAACUGCUGGGCAUCUAAUAGAGCCUCACCCGUCACCAACUUGUUUAAUGGUUUUGUCACUUGGCAAUAGCUAGUAUACCAGUAUGUCGUUUGCAAAAGAAGAUAACCCAAGGUAUUGCAAAUGGUACACAGAACUACUUCAUGCUGUUUUAACACAUCCCUGCCCAGCACUCCUACUAGGUCUGAUACAACAUCACACAAGGGACAUGGCUAGUCCUACUUCUAUUAGAUCUUGGACUAUACCUCGCAUCACAGCAGAACUUUUGAAUAGCCAUAAGGUACCAGCACAGCUAUAUAAACCAAUUAUCAAACCACAUACAUAUUUUUCACAUAUAUAGGUACCACUAACCAGGCUUUUAGUAAGGAAACGACAGCUUAGUAUUAGAACUGUGUCUAGUAUUGUAAUCCUACCCUGUUGUAUAAUUAUAUUGAGCAGAUUUAAUUACAUCGGAUGUAACUGUGGGGCCUGUAGAAUUAAAUGUGUGUAAGCUACGUGGCUAGUACUAUUAGGUAUUGGUAAGUUCCUUCUGUCCAAUUAUACUGGAUUAGAACAUCACGUGAUGAACUAUAUUCGGUACAGACAGUAGUUUUGGUUAUCAGUAACAGGUAUUGGUCCAUAUUUGCCUGUCAGGUAGAGUUUGUUAGCUGGUUAGAUACAGUAGGAAUAUAUAUUUAGGUUGCCCUAUGUAAUUGGAUUGCAUGUAUUCAACAUUACAUUUCAUUCACGUUCAUAUCAAUUCAAGACUUCACUCCAUUCCCCUAUACCAGUAAUAGCGAACCUUUUUGAGCCAGAGUGCCCAAACCGCAAUACAUGCCAACUUUUUUUUCCUCCUCAAAGUGCCAAGAUGGCAAUUAAACCUGAAUACUGAGGUUUAAGUUUAGAAAAAAAACUACUCCUACAGUUGUCCGAACUAAUUAACAACUUUUGUUUUAAAAGAACACAUCAGAGUUCAAUGAUACAAAUUAUAAAUUAUGAUAUAAAUAGAUAAAAUUAAGCUUAUAUUUAUUAGUAUCUCCAACAAAUGCAAUACAUACACACAGACUGCUGAACGCAUACACACACCGUCUGCUAAAUACACACACACACACACCGUCUGCUAAAUACACACACACACACACCGUCUGCUAAAUACACACACACACACCGUCUGCUAAAUACACACACACACACCGUCUGCUAAAUACACACACACACACACACUGUCUGCUAAAUGCGCACACACCGUCUGCUAAAUGCGCACACACCGUCUGCUAAAUGCGCGCACACCGUCUGCUAAAUGCGCGCACACCGUCUGCUAAAUGCGCGCACACCGUCUGCUAAAUGCGCGCACACCGUCUGCUAAAUGCGCGCACACCGUCUGCUAAAUGCGCGCACACCGUCUGCUAAAUGCGCGCACACACAGUCUGCUAAAUGCGCACACACCGUCUGCUGAGUACACACACACACACACACACCGUCUGCUGAGUACACACACACACGCACACACCGUCUGCUGAGUACACACACACACACACACACCGCCUGCUGAGUACACACACACACACACACACACACCGUCUGCUGAGUACACACACACACACACACACACACACCGUCUGCUGAGUACACACACACACACACACACACACACCGUCUGCUGAGUGCACACACACUCACAGUCUGCUGAGUGCACACACACUCACAGAGUGCAUUGAGGGGUGCAGUGUAUGUGUUUGUGUGUAAGGGUGUGGAGUGCUGUGUGUGGGGGGAGUACUGUGGGGUGUGUGUGGUGGGUAGGUGGGGUGUGUGUGUGUGUGUGUGUGGUGGGUAGGGGUAAAGUAACAUAAAAAAAAAAAAGUUGCAUUAAUUCUGUAUCCCCCCUCCCUUCCUCUUACCUUUGGUGAAGGAGGGGGGACACAGCCAUCCCUGGUGGUCCGGUAGUGGUAAGUAUUGUAGGAAGCAGCGAUCCUGUGUGGAGCGUUGCCAUGGUAACGUGCGGCAACGCUCCCCACAGCUUGCUCGCAGGAGGAUAGGAGAGCUGCUUCCUAGAGCCCUCCCCCAGCAAGCACUUACUUACCUUCCCAGCAGCUCCCCUGUCUAAAUCUCGCGAGUCCUGUGGCCGUCAGAGUGUUGCCACGGGUUACCAUUUACACAGGAGAGCUGCUGGGAAGGUAAGUGAGCGCUUGCUGGGCCCCCACUGCACAGUCCAUGCCACCGGACCACCAGGGAAUGGCAUAGACCCCCUCCCUGGACAGGUAACAAGCAGGGAGGGGGGACUGGAAAAAAAUAAAUAUUAAUAUUUAAAAAAACAUUUAAAAUAAAAAAUGCCUCCCCUCCCCCACCCUAUUUUACACAAAUAACCUACAGCAACACACACACACUGUUGCAUUAUAUACACACACACUGUUGCAUUAUAUACACACACACUGUUGCAUUAUAUACACACACACUCUUGCAUUAUAUACACACACACUCUUGCAUUAUAUACACACACACUCUUGCAGUGUAUACACACACACUGCAUUCACUAUACACAUACUACACAAACACACACACACACUCUGCAUUCAUUAUAUACACAAACAUACACACACACUCUGCAUUCAUUAUAUACAAAAACACACACACACACACACUGCAUUCGCUAUACACACUCUACACAAACUCUGCGUUCAUUCUAUUCACACUCUACACAAACACUCUGCAUUCAUUAUAUACACACUCUACACAAACACUCUGCAUUUACUAUACACACGCUGCAUUCACUGUACACACACUACACAAACACACACUCUGCAUUCACUAUAUAUACACACAAUACACACACACUGCAUUCAUUAUAUACACACUACACAAAUAAGCACUGCAUUCAUUAUAUACACACUACACAUACACAGUGCAUCCACUACACAAACACACACAGCUCCCCUGUCUAAACACACUGCAUCCACUACAUGUGUCAUGUAUAUUUUGUGCAUUUACCUUUAGAAAUAGAUUAUUUUUUCAAAAUAGUAAAUGUACAGAAUAUCAGUAAGUCAUCGGCCUUAAAGUUCACAGAUUAUCAGUAUCUGCUCUAAAAAAUCAAUAUCGGUUGAUCCCUAUACGGGAGUAUGAUGUAUAUUGUCUUUCACUUUUUUUUUCUUUAAAUUUUUUUAUUAAAAGUGAACUAGAUCAUAAUUUUUUCAAGUUCUAAAUAUUGUUUUAGUGUAAAACACUGCAGUAUAUAGUUACUGACAUUUUAAAACCAUUUCCAUGGACAUACUUUGGCAGAGCAAAUGGAUGAAGUGGUUACCAGGGAGUUUGUCAUGCCCAAGUGAUUCCUUUAAUUGCUUUGGCAAAUCAUCUGAUGCCACACCCCCACAACACAGUUUAAAUGUUUAGUCCUGUGUGUGCUAUGUGAAAGAGCUCAUCCCACCUAGUCAUAAUAAUGGAAAGAAAAUGACGUUGGAGUUGUCUUUAUCACUUUCUUGGCAUGGUAAUAAAUUGAGUGUGAAUUGCAGUGUUGAUCAAAGUCCGGUAAACCUUUAUGGUACUCUUAGUGAGACAGGAUUUGUGGACCUUUUGUUCCUCAUAAUAUAGGAUAGCAUUGGUUGUUUAGCCUUCAGUGAACAAUACACAUAAGCAGGAUUCAAAAUGCCCACUUUCUCUCUUGGCAUUAUUGAGUGGACAUUCAGCUGCUGCUGAGUAAUUGGACCAGUCUGUUAAGAGUGUGGGAUGCAUGACCUUCACCUUCCGCACACUUUGUUCUCAAUGUUCCUUUGACGCCCGGGAUUGUUACAGGUUGUUAAUCCAAGAAAAAGUAUUUCCAAUAUGGAGACAAGAUUUCCCCCCCACCCCUCCCCCCUUUUGUGGCAUAAUUAGUCAUCGCUUCAAAUUUUUGCCGCUGCAAAUUUUUUAAUCAACAGAAGACAAAGAUGUGUUUUAAAGGUUGAACGCGAUUGACUUGAGCCCUUUUUCAGCCUAAAUUACUAUGUGACAAUACUCUUAUUUACAUACACCUGGCUAGCCAUUCACACAGAUGUGUAUAUUUAUAUAUAACUAGCAGGUCAGACACUCACACAGGCACACUCUACCAAUUAAAUUAAUUCAUGCUCAUAGUUGCUCACCUCUGAUUGCAGUGAGAUCAUCUAUGGCUUUACAGCAAUGUGCUCUUGGUCACUAACAGGUAGCCAGCCAAAAAGGCAGCUUCAAGAAUUUCAAGUGCAGCAUCCUUUCAGAGAUCUCCAGGAGAAUGUGAUGCCAUGUCUUUUUCUGCUGGUGGUAUGAAUCAGGGUGCCACUGAAGUGGAGCCCUGAAACUGUCUGUUCUGGUCACAUGCUGAGACCUAAUAUCACACAACCAGCGGACGGAAGCUUGUCGUUUUUGCUGUUUUUAAUUUCCUGAGCCCCAAUCCUCUGAUAAAUUGGAGGUGGUUGCUGCUGUUAUUCACAGAAAUUGCUCAGAGGCGUAAAAGGAAUUCCCCAUCAUAAACUGUAAUGGUACAUGUUAUGGUACAUGGAGAAUCCCUCUAAGGCUACAUUGAGUUGUAUCAAGUGUCUAUUCCAUAAUGCAUGGUCAAGUGUCUAUUCCGUAAUGCAGGUGAAAGUUUUGUAAUGUCCAGAAAGUGUCUGUGUAUCCAAAGGAGAACAAAUAAAGAUAUUUGGAAUAAUCUAUUUACUCUGGGUCUAAUUUUAUGCUUUAAGCAUUGUUUUGUUAAACUGCAAGGAUGGCACAAUAUGUGUCACAAUUUUGAAUACCCAUGCCCCCACAACCUUUACUAUUAGUCAAUUUUAUUAUAAUUCAGUCAUAGCAAUACAUUUACAAGUUACAUUUCAUAUUUUCAUUAAAAGAAAAAGUAUGCUUGGGUGAAUAUAUAAAUAACAUAUAACAUUUUCUAACCAGGAAUGAUAUAUAUAUAUAUAUAUAUCUCUAUACUAAAACUAUUGUGGAUAUUUUUUUCUUUGUUAGAUAGUGUGUUGUCAGCGCUUAGUGAAUAAUCCCCUUAGGUAUAAUCAGGGGUAAAUGUCUUAACAAAUGUAUCUAUAAUAAUUAGAAACAGCAAUAGCAUACAGUGUUAAGAGUAUCAAUAUAACUGAUAGUAACAAUCAGAUUGUAGCAAAAAAAUCUAAAUUGUAUCUCAGUCCAGUAUAAAACAUUUUUCUUUGUUCGGCCAUAUUUCCCUAUCUACAUCCGUGUAUAUUCUGUUGUAAAGGACAGAUAAAGUAUUAAUUCUAUGAGGCGAUGCUGAAUGGCGCAGUGCAGCGUUUUGCCAUCCAUGAGCAACAGCCUUCCAAUGUUUUCCAUUGAGAAAGAAUUGGAUUGGCAGAAAUCAAAAUUGAUGAUCUCAGCCAUGGAGGUACGGGCCAUUUGUGGCGCGGGAGAAAAGGUACAUUUUUAAAAUACUUUUUAAUGCAAUCUGAAGGGUUCAGGGAACUAAAUAGCCACACAAGGACUAUAUUCCUAACCCUAUAGUUUUCCUUUAAAUUUAAUUUAGAGACUCAGACAGGCUUGCAGGCUGUUUGUAAUAUGAGUGUGGUGUGUGUGUUGGCUUUGUGUAAUUGAUGGCUGUGUGUGACAUGUUUGACAGUUGUGGGUGACGGUUGGCAGCAGGGUUUGUGCCAGAUAUAUUUGUGUGCUUUGUUUUGACAAUAUCCUGAUCAGCUUUCUGCAGUGAAAGGUCUGUGUCUGACUGGUGGUCUAGUUUUGUUAAAGGGAUACUAUAGUGCCAGGAAUGCAAAGCUGUAUUCUUGGCACAAUAACUCCCUCUGCCUCCCCCCCUCUAUUGCCUCAUAGUGUCCCUUUAACCCCUUAAGGACACAUGAUGGAAAUAUUCCGUCAUGAUUCCUUUUUAUUCCAGAAGUUGUGUCCUUAAGGGGUUAAAGUCCCUGGAGGUCCAGUGCAUCCCUGUGUGUGCAGACUCAACAAAUUGCUCCCUUGUGGUACUCAGCAAAUCAGAUUACAGGCUGCAAAUACCAGUGGCUGCAUUAGGCUCCUUAGUGAUUGCCUGACCACAAUGAAGUGUCUGUUGAGGUCUGCAGUUAUUGUAGGACCUGUGAAGACCACAUUCACUCUGCCCAAUCAUGUCCACCUCAGGCAUCCUUACAGCACCCCUUACAAAAAAAGCCCCAAAUGUCUGCCUUCUUGGCAUUUGGAAGUACAUUUUCAGGUGUCUGGUGAUAGGAAUUCCACCAGCCUUGAGUAAAAUAGUUUUAUUUUUUUAUAAAUUGCAUACAUUACUUUGUAAAUAACUAGUGAGAAUACUUCAAAAUAGUUUAUUUUUGGCACCAUUAUUUACAUUUAUUGCAGUUUUAGUUCACAGCUAACAAUAAGCAGCUCAAUGUUUCAAAGCUUUGUUUCAUCAUUUAGUGUGCCUUGAAUUGUUUUGCCAAACCUAAAAAUGUCCCAUCACUUUAUAUGCCGUCACUUUAUCACCAAUCUCAAUCUUUUGUAUGUACUGGUAUAUAUACCUAUACAACAUUGCUUUGUUACUGCAUGUUUUGGAUGCUUGGCACAUGAUACUGCUAGAACUCCCAAAAAUAUCUCCCCAAGUAUACACACACACACACACACACACACUUUAGGAGAGAUUUAUAAAAGUGUUCUGAAAAGUCUAAUAUGUUUACAUUCCUUAAAGGGACACUACAGUCACCCAGACCAUUUUAGCUAAUUGAAGUGGCCUGAGUGCAGUGUUCCAGUCCCACUUAGUCCAGCAAUAUAAAUCAUUGCGUCUUUUUGAGAAACUGCAAUGAUUACUUUACAGGACUAAGACAGCCACUAGAGGCGCUUCCGGGAUUUCAAGUGAAUCUGAUUCCCUUAAACGACGCUGGAUGUCCUCAUGCUCUGCAUUAGGCAAUGCUUUCCUAUGGGGAUGGCCUAAUGCACUCACCACGCAUGAUGUUGUGUAGUGUGUGUGUGUGUGUGUCCUGUCGGAUGAUGUUGUGUAGUGUGUGUCCUGUCGGAUGAUGUUGGAGGAAGCAGUGCCCAGACCUAGCGCCGAGUUAAUCGGGAUAGUGAUUAAAGUUGUUUUUUUAACCCUUUAUGUGCUACAGGAGGGAGGACCAGAGGGCACUAGAGUGUUUUAGGAAUGCAGAUUUGUAUUAUUAACACUAUAGAAUCCCUUUAAAUCGUUGUAAAGAUUAUCUAAAAUUGUCUGAAAAUACAGCUAAGUUUAGUGUGAAAACAAGUGAACACAGAACACUUUUUUUGGUGGCAGAACGAUUGAUAUAUCCAUUGCAUCGUCAAAAAAAUGGUGCACGUUCACAAUUAUGGAUAAAGAACAAAAAAGGAAAAGACACAAAACCUCAACAGAUUUGAUCAUUUGUACCAAAAAUCUGCAAAAGUCUCUGCAACACUUUGAUUACGCUCUGCCUUUUAUUUCCAUCCCUGUCAGAUACAAUGUGUAUAUUUGACAGGCUUUUGUGAAGUUGCAGGGUCAUAUUGGAGACAAUGCCAUUUCAUUUUUCAAAUUUGUAAUGCUAACUGUUAAUUUGCUGGACAUUUUGUAUAACUCACCAAUGACCUCCUUAAAUACAUUUGGAGCAGACAACGUGGUCUACGUCACAUGUGGUAUUUUGAUCUGAUUUAGCUUUGUGAUAUAGCUUCUAUCCUUUUAUGCAAAUUGCAGUUUUCCAGUAAAUUUCUUGAGGUGCACCAAAGAGAAUAUUCAGUGCUUACUUUAUUCGUAGUCAUCCUUAAAACAGUGGGACAGUUGGGGAGGUCUGCAGAUAUAAUAACGGCAGACACAAUAUGUUUAGAUUCUGUAUACAUUUAGGUAUGUCCUUGCCAAAUGUAUAAACCAAUACAAUCAAGCGCCAUGGCCUUUGCCAACUUUGGCAUUGGCUGUUUUUUUCUGUACUUCCUUUCCUCUUGCAGCACAUUUCUAGCCUUCAUUGUGGACUCUCGUGCAAUUGCGAGAGUCAAUGCAGAGGUCAGUGGAAGCAGCUGGAUCCUGUGGGAAUGCGCAUGAUUUAAUGUGCAGGCCCAGGAAAGGGCAGAAGAUAUUCCUGGGCACCACCAUCUUUAAGAUAGCAGUGCCUAGAGAGAGGACCGGAACUACUUGAAAACAGUAAGUUGACCUGGGGGACCAGGAUAAGUAGAAUGAGGCAUCCAAGGGCCUUAUGCAAGAGACCUCUUGACUGGGAACCAAGUGAUCUAUUUAGUGACAGAGCUACUUUAAUAUUUUACUAAUUAUUCACAAGUAUGAUACAAUAUUUCUUACAUGUUAAUUCCAGAUAUACAAUACAGGCUUUGUAGAGAAAGAUAAGUGGACCUACAUGAAAAGACAAACCAUGAGAAACGAGUUGUAACUAUAUGAUCUAAAUGCCACCUGCUCACAGUGAUCAGUGCCAGGGAGACUGCAUAUGCCAGAGCGGACCACCCUCUGCAGUUAUCAUGUAACAGGAAAACCCUUUGGGGCUCCCCCUAUCUGAGGAGAACAUCAGAAAUAAAACUUUCUGGUUCAGCCAUGGUAAUUUAAAGGGCUAUAGCAUCAGCUGACAGGAGCGCCGGGUAUCAGUUUUCCUGGUGUGUGCAGGAAUUUAACGAUUUCAAUCUCCAUUUAAAGGGCUGUAAGCAGCUCAUCGGUCAGCAUGGGGGUCACAUUCUGGUACCAGAGAGAGGUUUCCCCUGUUACUAGAAAUGAAAUACUCCCUGCUGGUAAAAUACCACAUGACUGAAUUAUUUCAUCAUGUGUCCUUUAGCAGUUCAGCUAUUUAACAGCCAAACACUUCAAUUUACCCCCAUAGUUGGCCACAAUUUUCAGUGCAGAGGGCAUGUUUAACUUUUUAUAUGCCAAAAUUACGGCACUUGUCCCGCUUCCCAAACUGCCUGACACUUGUAGGCCAUUACUAAAUUAUGAAUUGCAGCUAUCAAUAUUAUAUAUUAUUAUUGAGGAUACCAAGCCUAGUUGUCAACGGUCUAGUUACAUUUGCAUACAUUCAACUACUCUCAGGUUUAGUCUUAUUACCUUUUCUCUCUUCCAGAUAUGCUGUGAUUGCUUAUGGCUGUGCAAGCUGCCCCAGAUUGGUCUGUGAGAGAGAAGGAUGUCAGACAGAAUUCUGCUACCACUGCAAACAUGUGUGGCACCCAAACCAGACCUGCGACAUGGCACGCCAGCAGAGAGCAUCUUCAUUUGGCAUGCGCAGGAAGCACCCCUCUGGAAUCAGCUAUGGGCAGGAAUCUGGUUCAGGUAAUGGUAGAGAAGAUGCUAUUGGGUGUCUUGUAGCUGUUAAUGAUCUGUAUAUGCACUAGUUGUCAUCCUUUACUAAUAUGUGUAUCCACAGGAUAGCAAUCUAUUAUGUUGUGUACCUAACAAGGCUUGUUUCGGAGUUGGUUUGUUGCCGUCUCUCAUUUUUGCUACAUGUUGCCUCCAGCUGAUGACAUGAAGUCCUGCCCCCGGUGCAGUGCCUAUAUUAUUAAAAUGAAUGAUGGGAGCUGCAAUCAUAUGACUUGUGCCGUAUGUGGCUGUGAAUUUUGUUGGUUGUGCAUGAAAGAGAUUUCUGACCUCCACUACCUCAGGUAAGUAGUGUGCUUCUCCUCAGAGAGAGCAUAAAUCGGCCUUGUUUUAUCAAUGCUUUGUAUAUUUUCAGGGUAUUUUAAUUGAAUUCCGAUAUUCACUGUCUUCACAGUCCCUCAGGCUGUACAUUCUGGGGAAAGAAGCCAUGGAGCAAGAAGAAGAAGAUAAUCUGGCAAUUGGGAACUCUUAUAGGAGCUCCAGUAGGAAUAUCUCUUAUUGCUGGAAUUGCAAUUCCUGCAAUGGUCAUUGGUAUCCCAGUCUAUGUUGGCAGAAAGGUCUGUGCUGUUUAAAUAUUGGGAAAUAAUGGGUUUCUUACCAGUGUUUGCAUUAGCUAGUACAAGUAAAGAAAUACAAUUGAACAAUGGAAAUUGAAUGUAAGGUCAACAGUAGCUAGUAUGGCAUUUAUGUGAUAAUUGUCCAUAUUUCUGCAGAUUCAUGGCCGUUUUGAAAAUAAGAAAACAUCAAAACAUAAGAAGAAUUUGGCAGUCACUGGUGGCGUUAUCCUGUCUGUCAUUGCCUCACCUGUUGUGGCUGCAGUUAGUGUGGGUGAGUGUCAAGGGUCAUAGUUUAGGAGUUCCCACCAAAGGCACACUUAGAAGUUCUCAGUAAAUAUUUGUAUUUCCAGGAAUCGGAGUUCCCAUCAUGCUUGCAUACGUGUAUGGUGUGGUGCCAGUUUCUCUGUGCCGCGGUGGAGGGUGUGGUGUAACCACAGCAAAUGGCAAAGGGGUGAAGAUUGACUUUGAAGAAGAUGGACCAAUUACAGGUACUGUUUAAUCCAUUAAAUGAGCCUGUCAUCCUCUUGACUACUCUUCCCUAUAUCUGUACUUGAACUUAUGUAUGUAUGUGUGUGUAUAUAUAUAUAUAUAUUUUUUUUUUUAAAGUGGCUCUGUCACUUCAAACAUACGUUUCUCCUUUUGUUUCCAUUUUUCUUCCUUUUUCAGACUCCAUUCUUCUUUUGUGCAUUUCUGAUCUAUUUAUCUUUAAAACAUAAGACAAAUUAGGGACUACAUUCUGUCAUGUAUUUUUCCUACACUUGACAAUCUUGACUAAGGGUAGAGCUUAAGGCAAGCUCCCACUUCCUUUCUCCAUUAAUACAGGCAGUGGAGCUUGCCUUAAUCUCCACCUUUUAUCAAUAUUGUCAAGUGUAUGAUACAUAAAGUAGUCCCUACCCUGUCUUGUGUUUUAACUAGAAAUAGAUCAGAAAUGAAGAAAAGAACAGAUUGUGAAAAAGGAAGAGAAGAGAAAACCAUAUGGAGAAAGGUAAGUUUGAAGUGACAGAGCCACUUUAAAUGGAUUGGAUAUAUAAGUACAUGUAUAUUGAAGUGCUGAGUUGGACAUGUUUAAUAACUAAAUUAUAUACUCCUUUUGGCUUUAUACAAAAUGUGUGUUUGUUUUUUUUUAUGGUAUACAUUUUUGUAACCUUUCACAAUACCUUAGAUAACAUUAGGAUUUCUAAUUUUAAGAUAUGUUUUUAAACAGUUGUAGCAACUGGUAUAAAAUAUCAGUUCUAGAGAAAUGUUUGUUUUUUUCCAUGAAUAAUUUUUAUUGAAUUUUCUUAUAUAUUUAUAUAAAGUUCACAUAUAUAGAUAAAUUACACACUUCAUGAGUACAUUUAGAAUUGUGCGGAUCAUAUCGCAUUAGGCUUGAGACAAUUAUAGAGUGUACAAUCCAAAGCAUCACAGUACAUGCAUAUUAUCAUUCUAUUUCUGCAUUCUGGAUUUGUGUGCUCUGUGCAUCAGUUAGCUUUGUGUCUGUAGCCAGGUGGUCAUUAGUUGCAUCAUGGUGCGUUUAGACAGCAUUAAGGGAACUCCGUUUAAACAGGAAUUAUAAGAACAUUAUGUAAGAACAAAUAUAACCUAUUUCACUGCAUAGUCUAUGUUGAAUCCAACCAGUAUUGCCAACUAGCCUGUAGGGGCGUCAUCACGUGCCUGGCUCCUCCUCAUUUGGUGUGUCGCACUGCGCCAUCCCGCUAUGGGUCAUGUAUGUCUUCCAUGGAAUCACUGCCCAGCUGCCAGUUGGCCCAUGUUGCGUCAGGUUUGUAGGAUAUUAUUUAUUCUGUGGCUCAUUUCCUUAUAGAUUCUCGUGGAGUUUUUCUCCAUCACGGGCAGGCAACAUGUUUAAUAUAUAGGCCUCUAUAGGAAGCAAUAGGGUGAACUUUGUUAGUUUGUAAAUCACAUGUUUUAUAUUUUCCCAAAAUGGGCAUAUUAACCUGCAGUGUUCUAACACGUGGCCAAUCCUCCCCACCUGUACUUCACAUCUCCAGCAUUUAGAAGUUGCAUUGGCAAAAAUGUGAGUUGGCCUGUGUGGAGUCAUAUACCAUCUCAUCCAUAUUUUGUAUUUAUUUUCAAUAUGAUCUUGUCGCCUGUUUGGUGUGUCUUGGUGCUCUCAGCCAUCUUUCGGUACAGAUUUGUGUGUAAAGUUCUUCCUCCUAUUUGAGCAUAUAUGAGAAUUUGGAGGCAGUGGUGUACACACGAUCCAUGGGCCCCCUCCCCCCAGACAUACACACACAAAGAGACACAGAGACAGACAUACAGAUACAGACGCACGCACACAGAUACCGGCGCACGCAGAUAGAGAUGCAGGCACGCGCAGAUACAGGGGCGCGUGUGUACAGAUACCGAUGCAGGUGCGUGCUGAUACAGGGGCGGGCGCGCAGAUACAGACACGCACAUGCGCACACACAUACAUACAAAAUGUUUAAGUCACCCUUCUGUUUCCUACCUUUUAGGUGUAGGAGGGUGACUUUCCCUGGGAUAUAGUAGUGGCUCAGGCUGGUGGGAGUCAGAGUUCCCACUCUGACUCCCUCUCCUUCCUCCCGCGCGGGCUCUCUCUGAGAGCUGGGAGGAGUGACGGGCAGUCACUUCCUCCCAGCUGUGAUGUCAGCACAGGGGGCAUGGUCACGCUGUUAAAGCGCUGCAGCGCUGAGCGGGGCCCCCUGGAAAUUCAUCUCCGUCUGGUGGCCUUAACAGGAUGGGCCCCUUGAACGUGCGGCCCAGAUGGUUUGCCGCAACAUAUGGUGGCGGGCACCCGGUCGCAGGGGUCUGCAGGGCGACCAGGCCCGUCACUCCAGGAGUGACGGGGCCGGUCGCAGUUGCGACCGCGGUAUGCAUGCCACUGUUUGGAGGGCAUUGUGUGUUUUAGCAAGGCUUUGUAGCAGAAUGCCAAUGGUUUUGUGGCUUUUUUUUAUUUUUUUUAUUGCUCCAACCAUUAGAAUUUUGCAUUCUGUUUUCCCAUAUCUUUGCAUUUAAAGGAAUAUGAUCAUUUAUUAUUUUAUAUCAAAAUAUUUUUUUACUUUUUUUUUUUUUUAAAACUGGCACUUAAAAGUGAGAAAAAAAAGUGCAGUUCGUUUCACUGUGGAAUCAAUUACUCAAAUUUCAAAAUCAAUGCAUUUAUUACUUCAGCAAUAAAAGCCGUAUAUACCUAAAUGUAAGGUUUUUAUUGCUGUAUUAAUAAAUGCUUUGAUUUUACUCUGACUGCUGCCUCUCUCCUGUUUUGCGUUCGAGAAAACAAGCUGCUGCUAACCCUAAUCGAGAGAACUUGCAUCCCAAUAGAGAUUUUUUUUUUUGCCUGAGCCAGUCAUAGGGACAGGGUCAUGAAAAUACAUAAACUUCAGUCUAUUAACUGGGUAUAUUUAUGCAUUCAUCUUAUCAUGGAUAUACACAUAUGGUGUUUUAUACUGACACUUUUUUAGAUUUUGUAAUAAUUGGAUUUUAUGGUUUUUGACUUUGUAUUUGUUCUGUUCACUUUAGUAUUGCGCAUUAUAUAGGGUAAAUCCAGCCAGGGAAAACAGGAACAGCACAACAUAGUGAAAAACUGUAUAAUAAAGUGACGGUGUGCCAAUUGGUCACUCACACUUUAGAGCCAAAUAAAAAACCUUCAGAAAAUAGUUGGUCUCAUUCUUCUCAAUUCUUGAACUUUAUUGAUGUCAGUCUCAUUCAUAAAGAAAAAAAAGAUAACGUGUAACCAUAAUAAAUUGCACAAUGCAGAUUUAUUUACUUACAAAGAAGUAAACAGUAGCAGGUGAAAUUGGUAACCACAGGUUCACAGGAUAGGUCCUACGUGUUAACUGGGUAUAUUUAUGCAUUUAUCUUACCAUGGAUAUACACAUAUGGUGUAUUCUACUGACACUUUUGGAUUUUAUUUGUUUUGAAUAUGUUUAUCAUCACAUAAAGACUCUUUAUAAGGUUAAUUGCAGUGUUGCCUGCGCAGAGGCUCAUUGUGCAGAAAAAUAAUUGAUAAGCUGGUGCCUACGCAGAGGUCCAGUAUGAUUUUAUAGGAUGUCAAUCAUCGGCACUACCUAAGCAUUUAAGUUCAGUGCUGUGUUCAUGCGCUGCUGGUCACUUCGUGAGCCAAUUUUUAGCCACAUGUAAUCAACUUUUCUUGCGAAAUUAAUGCAAACCUUAAAUAACGUUCAUUAAGAUCAAAUAAUAUAAACUUAAUGGUAUCUAAUGUAGUCUCCACGUAUAUUCUUCUUUACCAUAUUCAGUUUUAGGCCGAGGUGCACCCAUGUAAAUAUUUAGCACAUAAUGCCUCAAUCAGGCGUAUACCAUUGCUAAAUAUGCUAUAAAUGUAAAAAAUUACUUAAAAUUAAAAAAAUUUAAAAAACAGACUAUAUAUGUUUCACACGGGCUCAAAUAAUUGCUUAAUCAUAUGGUGCAGUAAGCAUAUAUGGCAGAGGUAGUGCACUAGUCAGGCAAUAGUAAAUCAUGACUAUUAGCAUUAUAUCAAUGUCGUAUUAAUUGCACCGUAGGCAUGCUAUGAAAUAAAUGUAUAAAAAUGAAAAUAAAAAAAAAAUAUAUAAAAAAAACUGUCAAACUUUUAACAUAAGGGGCAUUUUCGUUUUUAAGCUGUGGUGUAUUAUUUAAUGUAGCAAUCCGGUUAUUAAGUAUGCGGUAAUAAACUACUUUACAGCCUAUUAUGCAUCAAUCAAUUAUUAUGUACGCAGCAAUAAGUAGCAUCAAUCUUUGGCUACUAGGGGCAUUAUAGCAUGGACUGCGUAUUCCUUUGGCAUUGUAAGCUAACAUGGUAAUAAUGAACCAACAUCAAAUAUUCAAAAUAAGUAAAAAUUUUACAUGCAUAAAGAGCCGUUUCUGAGAUGAAUUACCAGGGAACAUUCCCUUUGUCCUUGUCUGCCCUCUGUUGUAUUCUCUGUUCUUUGCUUGGUACAGCUUUUAUGUGAAGUAAAACUUGUUACCAGAAUUAUUUAGGCAAGCUUUGUUAUUUAAUCACGGCCAGAUUAAACAGUGUCUUUACAUGGUGCAGACCGAGUGAAGCAAUAUCCGUUACCCCAAGCGAGGGCCGAUCCCACGCCUGCCGUUGUGGGCCUUUUAGGCCGUCUGUCCUCCGUCAGUCCUCCCCAGGUAAUAUCCAGCUUCUCCGCGUGAUGCCCUGAGGUUCUGUGGGCACUCAGAGUCCGGAUCAGUGUUUCAGACCUCCCACCAAGAGUCCUUGUUGGAUUUUAUUUGUAUUUGUGUAGUAUUGUGUUUGCAAAGAAUAAUCCAGUUUCUUUUUUUGCUUGUCGACCCAUGGGAUAAUUUAUUUUUGGCUAGACACAAAUCUGUGCUAAGUUCACUAAAUGGUCCCUUUUAGACUUUGAGAGUGAGAAUAUCAAAAAUAUGGAAUAAUCACAAUUUUAGAAUUAAAAUAUCUUGCUAUUAAAGUGUUUUUUUAUUAUAGAAUUGUAGGGUAUUUUCUGUGCAUAUAAGCAGUUGGUGUACAAUUUUCUACAUUGCAUUUUCUAUGUAACUUUCAUGGGGUUUUUUUUUUUUCUCUUUGUUUUUCUCUCCCAGUGGCAGAUGCAUGGAGAGCGUUAAAGAACCCAAGUAUCGGGGAGAGCAGCAUGGAAGGUUUGACAAGUGUACUGAGCACUAGUGGGAGUCCAACAGAUGGGCUGAGUGUCCUUCAAGGAAAUUACAGUGAGACGGCCAGUUUUGCAGCCCUCUCUGGUGGUAGCCUAACUGGGGGCAUGUUGAGUGGAGGAAGAGCCAAGUAUUGCAGGUAUGAAUACAAGCUGGUAGAGAGAUUCACAGAAGAGGUACGUUGGGUAUUGUAUGAGCAUUUUUACAGAUUUUUGAAACAUCUGAAUGCCUUUUGGAAGAAAAAAUAAAAAUAAAACACAAGACCAAAUAUUCAAUGAAAUAAUGGUUAAUAUAGAUUCAAGAAAAAAACAAACUUGUUUUUCUUGCAGUUCUCCGUUACAUUUUGAAAAAUGUGUUGCACUUAAAGCGGCACUGUCAUGGCCGAAUCCAUUUUUAUUUUUUUUAACCCCACUCCCGACUCAACUACACCCCCUAGUCACCCCAAAUGCCUCUAAGCCCCCCAUAUUACCCAGUUUUUAAACUUUUUCUGCCCUGACCUGGGUCCUGGCCGCCGCCAUCUUUGUGUGGGUAGAUGAAGGCCCUGUGGGAAACGUCAUCUGCCCACACUAGAUAGCGCUGUGACAUUCCCGCGCAUGCCCAGUUAAACACUUGGGCAAGCGAACUUCAUCCAUUCAUUCGUCACUCUGAGGGUCAAUAUGACCCCCAUAAUAGAAUAAGGGAGAUGGACGUCUACUAAACAGUGAGCGGCUGUUGUAAAAAAAGGGGGGGGGAGGCUUUUUUCCUGAUUGAGGAUUUAUUUUAUUUUUUUAUUAAUUGAUCGUUAGAAUUCAUGAAUACAGUUUCUAAUUCAAACUUACUCCACUUGUACUCUGCUGGAAGAGGGAUCUACUAUUUCCAUUGAAUUUGAAGAUCACUGUGGGGCAGAAUAAAGCUUAGCUUAAAAAAAUAUAUUACAAAACUCUUCAAUUCUUCACAAGAAAGUAGAGUAAGAUGAGGCUUUAUGUGUUGAAAUUAAUGGGACACUCCAGGCACCCAGACCACUUCAGCUCAUUGAAGUGGUCUGGGUGCUGUGCCCCUAUUGCACUUAGUGCUGCAAUGUAAACCAUUGCCGUUCCAGAGAACUGCAAAGUUUACAUUGCAGCUCUAAGUCUGCCCUCUGUGGCUGUCUACCAGACAGCCACUAGAGGGCUUCUGGAAUUCAAACCGACCUCUGGUCGGUUAUCUGAUGCUGCACGUCCUCACGGACCUCCAGCAUCAGAUUUUCCCCCUAGUAAAGCAUUGGCUAAUGCUUUCCCACACGCGGCACACGCGGCCAUUGCGGAAGAGCAUGGGCGGAGCCUGACCCAGCGCCGAGGGACAUCCGCGCUGGAUUUAGGUAAGUAGCUGAAGGGGUUUGAACCCCUUCAGCGAUAUGGUAAUGGGGAGGCGGAAGGGAGGGGGCACUGUAGGAUCCGGUUGUUUUCCUGGCACUGGAGAAUCCCUUUAAUGUUGACUUGCGCUGCAAAUCAAAAUUAAAUUAAAAUAAUGUGUACAGUAUUUCAGAGUGAAAGGGUUACAGUGGACGCAAUUGUUCCUUGUUAUUUUUUAAGGUUUUUUGUUUUUUUGGUGGGUGGUUAAAGGAACGCUAAAGUGCUGUGUGUCAAACCCUUUUCACAUUUAUAAAACAGGCAAUUUCAUGAGACCUCAGCACUUCAAUAAUUGGGUGCAACAAAUUUAAACACACAUCAGCUCUAAUUUGUAAUAUGAGCCCUUUUUUGUCCCUUCUUUUGUCAUUAACUCUGCCCCUCUGUCUUGGUUUGAUAUCCUUGAUUGCAGUGGUUUCACUGAAAACAUGUACAUUUUAAACGCUGUGUUUGAUAUGGCACGUGGAUAUGUUGAUCUUCACCUGACCAUGAGUGAAUUUUACAUCUUUUUUUUAUUUUCAUUUUCUGGUGGUUGUUUUUGUGUUCCAUGCACAUUAUGCUUCCUAUUAAAUGUAUUUGCAUCUCUUCUACGCAGGCUUGAGGUACAGGCAGAUGUGCAGAAAGAGACCUGCCAGAAAGACUCUGUUAGUCUGGGUGCUGUGAGUGAUAGCGCUAGUACCAGAGCAAUGGCUGGUUCCAUCAUCAGCUCAUACAACCCACAAGAGAGGUGAGUCCUAUAAAGUUAUAUAUACCACACGGAAAUUAAAUCCAAUGGACCAACCACUACUUUGUUUUUUUACAAUUACCAUAUUUUUCCACAUAUAAUACUGACUGUUUUUUUUUUGUUUGUUUUUUAAGUCUAAACUUGGGAGUCGUUUUAUACGCAGAAUUUCACUACAUAGGUUAAAGAAAACAAAAAAAAACUUAUGCGCAGGGCCUGACAGCAAACCAAGCCAUUUGCAUGUGGCUUCAAAAAUCUAAUUAUUAAGCCAAAUACCUACAGUACUCAGGCAGUGUAAUUUGGGCACAAAACUUGGCUACUCGUUGACAGAACACUCAGAUGACUGUUGGGUUCGCUAUUGCCAGGUUCCUGCGGGCAUGGACUGUGUUGUACACCUGUGCGGUUUGCUGACAUACUUGAAGCAGAGGAGGCACUUCUCCGGAAAUUUGAUCGAUUGUGUGCAUGGGUCUGGGAGAUCUUGCGCAACCGCAUGAUUCUUUGCUUUACUCUGGACCACGCCAAGACUUCAGGCUCCGGACUACAGAUAGGCGCCGCAGGGUGAGGCCUUGUCCGGACAUCCCCCGUAGGGUACCGCAGGCAGAUGGCAUCAUUGCCGCCAACAGCAGGACGGCGGUCCAGGGAACCAGUGUCUGGGCGUAGCCAGACCUCGGGGAGCGGCCUAUAGAUGUCUAAAACUUUUAUUUCUUAGUUUUGUGCUUAAAAAAUAUGGGUUGUCUUAUACAUACGGAAAAAUAUGGUAUAUACAGUAUGUUUACUUUUAUAUAAUAUACAACUGUGUAAUCCAUUUAAGAAAAGACUGUUCUCUGAAUGUCUGUUUUGCAGCAAGUAUUUGAAUUCUGAUCCACCUUGUGGGGAACUGAAUCAGAUCUCUUUGCUAUCAGUUACCUUGCAACUCCUGUUCUUUUUGUUCUUUACAAGCAGGCCCCAUUCACUCCUGUGCAAAGAUCUUAUACAGAAAACCACACAGAAUACAGUGUUCCAAUAGAAUCUUUCUCUUGUAUGUGUGAGACCAAUAAACAGUCCUGCUCUUUAUUUAUAUUGACGAUCCUUAUGGGGGCUUUCAAGGUGCUUUAAAUUCAGUUACAUAACAUUACUAUUACCCAACAGAUUGGUUUUCCUAUAACCAAUUAUCAAACCAUGGAAGUGUGAGUGGUCCUUUUAACAAUUUUAAGUCUUUCAUAUAACAGUACUUUAUCAGUUAUGUAGUAUUCAUUCUUUUCAUAAAGACGAUUUCAUUUGUGGUUACAUGCAGAAUUGCUCCAUAACAAAUGUAUACGUUCUUUUCUUCUUAUACUGCAGUUGCACUGACUUUAUAUUUCCUGAGGUCCUUUCUUGUAAUUCUUUUUCUGCACAUUGUAUCAUUUAAAGAUUAUGUUGACGAUUGGUAUUUGUUUCCAUUUUUCUUUUCAGGGAGGCUAAUAACCUGGAGAUCCAGGUUUAUAUAGAAGCAAAACCUUCCAGAUACCAACUGAUGAGUGAGAGCAGUACAGAGGAAUCCCUUCAUGUUGCAGCACCUCUUGUGGAAGGCGAGGAUGAUGACGGUUGCAGAGACCAGGUUCCUCCUCGUGACAUCACACUGGCACAGCCUGAGAGCAUCCGCAGCGACUUGGAGAGUUCAGAUGCGCAGUCUGAUGAUGUGCCUGACCUGGCGUCAGAGGAAUAUGAUUCCCCUCACCUUCUACCACCCUCUCCACCAGAUCCUCAUCGUGAAAGCCCCCCGCCUCGCAUGUGUGCACAGCAGGAAGGUCUUUGUGCCCGGGAGGAGGGGCUCUCCAAAGUGGAGUUUAUAGAGGUGCGAGUGUAAAAUCACACCAGCAACACCACCUCUAUAAUUUUAUUAUUCAUUUUUUCUUUGCAUUAUUUUUUUUCCAAUGGAAAUUCCUUACAAUGCUGUAAGUGGACAGGAUAACCUAGUUCACAGCCGUGCUGUAAGCUCUACCUAAAUGCUUUGUCUUGGACUUUUCUUUUUCUUUGCCCCCUCACUGUGAUAGGCCUGUAUCUCUCAUGUAAAUUCUUCUAAUUUAUUGGCUUUGACUGGAUGUAUAGAUGAUCUUAUUUUAUGUAAUAUUUACAGAGAAUAUGGUGAAUCAGCUUCUUUUUUCCUUUGUAAGGAAUUGUUGAAAAAAUAAAACUGGAUUGAAAUAUUGUUAAUUGCGGGACUUGAGCUUUAAAUUCAGAGAAAUCUGUGUGAUUCAUUACAUGUUAAUCAAAACACAGUCAUUAUACCUCACAUGUCCAUCCAUCUUAACAUGCAUUGUGCGUUAUGUAAGUUCUUCAGUAGCAUGAACAGAUGGGGGGGUGGCAAAAGCUUAAAUCAAUUGGGUGGGGGGGAGAAUUGCAAUCCUGGAUGGCUUCAAAAAUCCUUCUAUUUUUCAUUUCUGAUCCAUUACUAGUUGCUAGGGGUCAGAAUAAUAAAUCUGGUUUUAAAAAGUACAAACCACACUGGCUAUCUAUUUUUCUAUCCUUGAACACAAAGGCCUGGUCCUUGAAUUAACAUUUGUUGGAUAUACCCUGUAUAAUCCUGUCUGGCUUAGAAUGGCAGAUGUUCAGUUUCAAGGUAGCUGUCAUGACAAGAUCUAGCAGGAUCUUGCUAUUCAGCUUCUCUGGAGUUAAACUCCCACCACAGGAGUAACUGGCUAUGCAUACAUUGAGUUAUAGAACAUAUCUACUAUUUCACCCAGCCGAUGUCUGACUUGCUAGCAAAGUUUACUUAUUAUUCCCAAGCUGCCAACCUCCACAUUAAGUGUAUUAUAAACCGAAUAUACGUAUUCAUAUCUGUAUAUAAAUGCUAUUUGACAGACAUCCUCCAUGUGUUAAAUUAGGUUAAGACUUGCCAUCAAUGGGUUAUUUUGGCACAGUGGUGGGCUUAGCGUUAUGUAGGCAGAUGGUGUAACUAAAUCCACAUUUUGUUAUUUCAGAUGAAUAUUUAAUGUGACCUCAAAAGAUUUACAGCUAGUAUUUGUGUUUACUGAUUAGUUUUUAUUAUGUACACUUGUCAUUGUGCCCCAUACUAGUGUUUAGGGUUUGUGAGUAAAUUAAGGGUCCCGUCAGCAGUAAUACUCUAUAAUAUAUAGUGCAAGACUGAUCCUUAAAGUAGUAAUACAGUCUGUAAGAGACCUAAAGAGGACUUUUUUUCUUACUUGGUGUGCCAUCUACACUAUUAUGUUAUAUUCCCACAAUUGGAUUGAUUGUAGGUGUGCAAGUAUUUUGCUUGCUUGUCUACAUGAGAAGCAGUAUGCCAACGCAUUAUUUUUUAUAAUGGGUAUGCACAUUCUGUUAAACUUACUAAAUAUGGUAGAUGUAGGCAAACUACUGUAGGGCAUGCACUGUGUGUAAUUAUAGUUAAGACACUUUUCGAAUGGUCAGUUGAGAAGUGUAGCUUCUUAAACAUGUCUUUCAUGUACGUCAGAUGCAAACUGACCGUAUCUAGAUGGGUAGGCUCAUGGUGACAGCCUAUAUAUACCAAUUAAGUACUAGUCUUGUGGUAAGUGAGCCUCUGCUGUAGACAUGUUUGGUUGUUUUUUUUUUUUAGCGGAUUGUAGUUAAAGUAAUUGUUAAUAAAAACAUUUCAAGUGUUGGCAAUACGAUCAGCACACAGUAGUCAAACUGCUGAACAUAGCUUAACAGAAGAAUGUUUAAAAAAAAUAAAUUAUUAUAAUAUAAAGAAACAUACAAUAAUAAAAGCAUAAGUGCUGGAAAGUCACAUUGAAAUAAAGUGUUUUAACCAUAUAAACACUAAAUUAUACAGUUUUUCCAAAGUGAACAUGUGCAACUACAAUUUUUUUUUUUUUUCUUUGGCCAGGAAAUAUUAUAGCUUGUAUAAUCGGCAAGAAGAAGCUGAUUGAAUAAAUC